Molecule: messenger RNA, 16144 nt
Organism: Camelus dromedarius (Arabian camel)
Lineage: Eukaryota; Metazoa; Chordata; Mammalia; Artiodactyla; Camelidae
Gene: AGO3
Product: argonaute RISC catalytic component 3
Exons: 19
Coding region: 308-2890 (860 amino acids)
Biological process (GO): regulatory ncRNA-mediated post-transcriptional gene silencing; regulation of stem cell proliferation
Molecular function (GO): miRNA binding; single-stranded RNA binding; RNA endonuclease activity
Source: RefSeq, a predicted model, not a curated record
GAGGUCGGCGGCGGCGCCGCAGUCGUGGAGAGGCAGUGGGAGCGUAAGCGGGCACGGGCGACGCAAGUUCCGCACGGAGCUCUCCUCUUCUCGCCUCACGCUUCUUCCUCUCUCCUAGUCGCGUGCUGCCUCCCCACGGCCGCUCUUCCUGACGAGAGCUUUCGGAGUGCGGUUGCUGAGAAGCCGUCGCCACCCCGCCUCGGGGCCGAGUGAGGGUUCUGUCGCGCCGCUUCGCCCCCCUGCGCCGACUCCUUGCCCUCAGUGGCGGGCGCCCUUCUCGCUCGAAGCACUCCCCCCAGCUCCAUGAAUGGAAAUCGGCUCCGCAGGACCCGUUGGGGCCCAGCCCCUACUCAUGGUGCCCAGAAGACCUGGCUAUGGCACCAUGGGCAAACCCAUUAAAUUGCUGGCUAACUGUUUUCAAGUUGAAAUCCCAAAGAUUGAUGUCUACCUCUAUGAGGUAGAUAUUAAACCAGACAAGUGUCCUAGGAGAGUGAACAGGGAGGUGGUUGACUCAAUGGUUCAGCAUUUUAAAGUAACUAUAUUUGGGGACCGUAGACCAGUUUAUGAUGGAAAAAGAAGCCUUUACACAGCCAAUCCACUUCCUGUGGCCACUACUGGGGUAGAUUUAGAUGUUACUUUACCUGGGGAAGGCGGAAAAGAUCGACCUUUCAAAGUAUCAAUCAAAUUUGUCUCUCGAGUGAGUUGGCACCUACUACAUGAAGUACUGACAGGACGGACCUUACCGGAGCCACUGGAAUUAGACAAGCCAAUCAGCACUAAUCCUGUCCAUGCCGUUGAUGUGGUGCUACGACAUCUGCCCUCCAUGAAAUAUACACCUGUGGGACGUUCCUUUUUCUCAGCUCCAGAAGGAUAUGACCACCCUCUGGGAGGGGGCAGGGAAGUUUGGUUCGGAUUCCAUCAAUCCGUUCGGCCGGCCAUGUGGAAAAUGAUGCUUAAUAUUGAUGUUUCUGCCACUGCCUUCUACAAAGCACAACCUGUAAUUCAGUUCAUGUGUGAAGUUCUUGACAUUCAUAAUAUUGAUGAGCAACCGAGACCUCUGACUGAUUCUCAUCGGGUAAAAUUCACCAAAGAGAUAAAAGGUCUGAAGGUUGAAGUGACUCAUUGUGGAACAAUGAGACGGAAAUACCGUGUUUGUAAUGUAACAAGAAGGCCUGCCAGUCAUCAAACCUUUCCUUUACAGUUAGAAAAUGGCCAAACUGUGGAGAGAACAGUAGCACAGUAUUUCAGAGAAAAGUAUACUCUUCAGCUGAAGUACCCACACCUUCCGUGUCUACAAGUGGGGCAGGAACAGAAACAUACCUAUCUGCCACUAGAAGUCUGCAAUAUUGUGGCAGGGCAACGAUGUAUCAAGAAGCUAACAGACAAUCAGACCUCCACAAUGAUCAAAGCAACAGCAAGAUCUGCGCCAGAUAGACAAGAGGAAAUUAGCAGAUUGGUAAGAAGUGCAAAUUAUGAAACAGAUCCAUUUGUUCAGGAGUUUCAAUUUAAAGUUCGGGAUGAAAUGGCCCAUGUAACCGGACGUGUACUUCCAGCGCCUAUGCUCCAGUAUGGAGGCCGGAAUCGGACAGUAGCAACACCAAGCCACGGAGUAUGGGACAUGCGAGGGAAACAAUUCCACACAGGAGUUGAAAUCAAAAUGUGGGCUAUAGCUUGUUUUGCCACACAGAGGCAGUGCAGAGAAGAAAUAUUGAAGGGUUUCACGGACCAGCUGCGUAAGAUUUCUAAAGAUGCAGGGAUGCCUAUCCAGGGCCAGCCUUGCUUCUGCAAGUAUGCGCAGGGGGCAGACAGUGUGGAGCCCAUGUUCCGGCAUCUCAAGAACACUUACUCUGGGCUGCAGCUCAUUAUUGUCAUCCUGCCAGGGAAGACGCCAGUGUAUGCGGAGGUGAAACGUGUCGGAGAUACACUUUUGGGUAUGGCUACGCAGUGUGUUCAAGUCAAGAAUGUAAUAAAAACAUCCCCUCAAACGCUCUCAAACCUGUGCCUAAAGAUAAAUGUUAAACUCGGAGGGAUCAAUAAUAUUCUUGUACCUCAUCAAAGACCAUCUGUGUUCCAGCAACCAGUGAUCUUUUUGGGAGCAGACGUCACUCAUCCACCAGCUGGUGAUGGGAAGAAGCCUUCAAUUGCUGCUGUUGUAGGUAGUAUGGAUGCCCACCCAAGCAGAUACUGUGCUACAGUAAGAGUUCAGAGACCCCGACAGGAGAUCAUCCAGGACCUUGCCUCCAUGGUCCGAGAACUUCUCAUUCAGUUUUAUAAGUCAACUCGGUUCAAACCUACUCGUAUCAUCUUCUAUCGGGAUGGUGUUUCAGAGGGGCAGUUUAGGCAGGUAUUAUAUUAUGAACUACUAGCAAUUCGAGAAGCCUGCAUCAGUUUGGAGAAAGACUAUCAACCUGGAAUAACUUACAUUGUAGUUCAGAAGAGACAUCACACUCGAUUAUUUUGUGCUGAUAGGACUGAAAGGGUCGGAAGAAGUGGCAAUAUCCCAGCUGGAACAACAGUUGAUACAGACAUUACACACCCAUAUGAGUUUGAUUUUUACCUCUGUAGCCAUGCUGGAAUACAGGGUACCAGCCGUCCUUCACACUAUCAUGUUUUAUGGGAUGAUAACUGCUUUACUGCAGAUGAACUUCAGCUGCUAACUUACCAGCUCUGCCACACCUAUGUGCGGUGUACACGAUCCGUUUCUAUACCUGCACCAGCGUAUUAUGCUCACCUGGUGGCAUUUAGAGCCAGAUAUCAUCUCGUGGACAAAGAACAUGACAGUGCUGAAGGAAGUCACGUUUCAGGACAGAGCAAUGGACGAGAUCCUCAAGCUCUUGCCAAGGCUGUACAGAUUCACCAAGAUACCUUACGCACAAUGUACUUUGCUUAAAAAGUUGAAGGAUAUUCUCUGAGAGGAAGAACUGGAAGAUGAAUCGACAUACAGUGUAUGCUUCCAGUGGAGUCAGUUGAGUGGGGAAUGCCUCCAGCCAUACAGAAACCAACACUGUGUGGGGGCCAGGGUCUGAUCUAUAUGUUGAUACAAGGAAGAUCGUUUACUUCAUCAAGGAACACAGCACCAUUAUGCAAUAUGAAACCAGCCAACUGCUUUUUUGUGCGGUCUCCUGUAGGAAGUAUCGCAAUUGUUUCGUUUUCACUUUCUUGUAGUCUAACCCUUUUAAUGCCUUUACCUCAAGUUGCUUGGCAGCACAACUCUUUGCAAAAAAAAAAAAGGUAAAGAAAAAGUAAAUGAUGGUUAAAAAAAAAAAUACCGAUAUGAAUAAUCAAAGUGAUUGUUCACAAUUAUGUGUGCAAAAAAAUUAAUGUGCAUUCGUGUAUUCUUAUAAAAGAUAUCUGUAUAUUUUACAUAUAUACAUGUAUACUGCAUAUGCAUAUAUAUCUGGAUCUACAUUGACAAUAGAUAUAUAUGUGUCUGUGUAUAUAUUUUAUAGUUCAUUCCACUGGGAAACUUUCUUUCCCUUUUAUUAUUCUCCCACCACCACUUUUAUUUCUCUCUCUACCUUCCUUGCCUUCAUCACCUACAUUUUUUUUCCCUGAUGCUACCAGUGACAUUCAAAUGUUCAUGUAUCUGGUUCAUUUGAAUAUGAAGCAUGGCAAACUAGAUUUUUAUUUUUAUUUUGCACACCCUACUCCGGUCUCUUGUCUCAUACACAAUUCUGAGUCCUCAACUCUUAACAUUGCUUUCUUAAGAAACAAAAUUAUUUUUGUUUUUUUGUGAGGGUGAGUGGCCCUUCCUGCUCUGCUCUGAACUUACAUUUGCCAUUUGUACAGUGUGUACAUAAGCAGUAGCAACCUAAACUAUUCUUUUUCUUUAGUGAAUUUGUUAAAGCUGCUAUAAAUAUAAAACCUUCUCAGAAGUUGUAACUCUUUCUCUCUGUAAGUGAUACACAUUCUAAAGCCUUCUGUUUCUAUGGGUUAUACAUGGAAAUCCCUUAAAGCUUUUAUAAAAUAUAAAUAUUUUAAAUGAUUGGAACUGUAUAGGGUUGAGGCCUCUGAAAUUGGGUGGAGAGAAAGGGUUGUGGAGAUCUCUUAAUUUUUUUUUUUUUUUUUUUUUGCUAGUUUACUUGCUGCCUCUCAUACCUUAAUGUGAUGUUCAUAUAUAUAUUUUUAUAUAUAUGUGUGUAUAUAUAAACAUAUAUGUAUGUGUUUUGAAGUAUAGCUUCCUUUUCUUUAUAUUUAUUAGAAUAGCGCUUUAAUAAUUAUAGAAUCAUAUUGGCAACAUCUUUUAUAGAAAUAUAAUCAUGUUUAUUUUAAGAACUGACAACUUGUUUUUGCUAUCUUUUAGUGCAAUAAGCAGUUUUAAAAGAAAGCUGUGUCUGUUUGACAUCUCUACCACAGAUAGUGGGAGAAACAGGCACCUCCAUAAUUUUAAAAGGGCAAAGUAAUACAGCCUUAAUUUCAGAAGGAAAGUUUUGUAAUUUUCAAAUUUCAAGCAUGUCUUUUUAAAAAUCACAAUGAAAAUGAAGUUAAAUUUCCUAAAUGAGUCUGACCUGAAUAUUAGAAAUAAAGUUGAAAAACUUUAAGUAAUGACAGUAACUAGCUUAAGAUUUAGAAGAUAUUUAAAUUCUUUGAAAAUAGAUCAUGUUUAUUAAAGAAUCAUACUAGUGAGGUGUCCAUUUUCAUUUACUAAAAUGAAUCAGGAAAAUGUAAAAUGACAUUUAAAAAAAUUUUUUUUUGCUAAUUCAUCACCAGUGUAACUUUCCUUUUAAAAUUAGGGUAAUGGUGACAGAGGAAGUUAGGUCUUUGAUCAUUCUAUAUGAGUUAAAUAACUGAAAUGUUGGGAACAGUUUUGCAGAACUUUUGUUUUAUUGAUUUCACUUUAAGAUAUUAAUAAGUACUAUAAAGCUGUCAAACCGAGUUCAUCAGUAACCUUGGAUUCAGGGGAGCUUUGCACUUUGUAACUCAUGAAAAUCGCAUUUUAAUUUUUUUUUUUUUUGCACUGGUUCAGAGUAUAGAUAUUACAGAUUGUUUCCAGUGGGCAUUGUUGUUAACCUUUCAGAAUUCCAUCUGCACAUGAAAACAAAUGGAUUAGCUCUUUUAGUUUCUCUCUUACUUGUACCCACAUUUAUUGUCGAUUUACUGUAUUUUGAGCCUAAAAUCUGAGCCCAUGUCCUCUAACAGUUAGGAAGUCUUUUGUCCCUCUGCCAGAAAACUAACAAAGUACUGUAUUUUGUAUGUCUACUAUAUUGAAGUGUCUGAAAUGCAAUUUAAAACACUGUUUCCAAGCUCUUUACGUAAGGUAUUAUUUGUGUAAUAUAUACAUUUUUCUCCCAACCCUCCCCCCCAAAAAAAAUUCCUGUAAAGGAUGUGUUUUUUUUCAUUGAAGUUUCACUGAAUAUCAAAAAUUGUUGAAUUUUUUUUACAUUGAAAAUUCAUAGAACAUGGGCAAAAGAAGAAAAUAGUAUAUCCUAGAUGGUAAAAACUUGAUUGUAUAUGUUUCCUCAGUAUGAAUAACACAUCUUCCUUUAUCAGUGGGAAUUGCACAGAUUCACAUGGGAAACUUUAGGUCCCAAGAAAGAACUUUAGAUAACCUUUCCUGAUUUACUGCUUUACCUAAUUUUUAGUCACUUAAUCUCACAUGCGCUAAAAUAAAGCCCACAUUUUAAACCUAUUUGGAAGGGCUUUUACAGAGGAAAAAAAAAUUUUUUUUAAUAUAAAAUUUUACGUUGGAAGUGAGUUCUUUUUAGGGUGCUCUUAGAGUUUCAACACUGCUAGUUUAAAGUUGGUUAACUUGAAAGAAUAUGUAUAGUGUAUUUCUAUUUUGCUAGCUAACAAAUUGGUAUAUCGAACUUAAUUACAAGAAACUUUGUGCUUAGAAUUUUAAGGUAAAAGACUAUGUGGCAAAUAUGUUUUGAAAUUUGUUUUAAUUGUUACUACACUUCUGGUGUAGAAUUCCUGAUCAUUUUUAUUUAAAAAAAAAAAGUUUUGAGUUUAAUGGUCAUGAAAUUCAACAGUGACCUGUCUGUUCCUGCCUUUGCUCACUAUACAAUGAAUGUCUGUUGUUUUCUAUGAUAUAUGAGUGACACGGUGACUUUAAAAUGUCAGUCCCGGCAACUGGUAUAAUUGAUUUUCAUGUAAAGAAAAAUUGGGAGUUUAAUGUAUAUUCUGGAUGGCAAAUGUGUCCGUGUAAAGGGCUGAUACAUAUUUUACAUUACAGUAUCAAGUUACUGGCAUUGAGGACCAUGCAUUUAUAAUACUGUAGCUGCUAUAUUUAUUUAAUGAAGUGGAGUCUGACAGUUACUGCACUAAACAGUAAGGAGAUGAGCAGGAUUCAAGGCUGUGUUAGACCCUUCUUUCUUUCCUUUUCUUUUCUUUUCUUUUUUUUUUUUUCCCUAAAAAGAUUAAGAACAUAAAAUAUCAAGGUAACAAAGGGUGCUGCCAUUUUAGUUUCAAUUUAACAUCAGGAUACUCUUUUUUUGGUUUUAGAAAUGUGGAUUUUGACUUUAGCAGUUUUGAAAAGGGUACCUCAACCUCCUCAGUACUGGUUUUUGGCAUAUUUUUACGGAAGUACAGAUGCCCUUUAUUUUUUUCUUAGUAUUUUACCUUUUAACAAGUUUCUCAGAAAAAGUAUUCUUCUAUGGAAAUCUUCCUGUUUAUAACCUAUUAAUUUAUUUAUCUUCCUAGAAGAGAGUCUAGCUAGAAUUCUAGUGGGAAUGUACUAGGUUUUUCAGAAGGCACCUGAUAAAGAUUCAUCUCUACCUUCUAGCACAGAGACUCUAGCCUUCUAAAAACCUAUACUAGUUUUCCAAACUAGGUUCUCUGAUGACCCACCACUGCCUAAAGUUUACUUGUAUAUUCUGUAAGGAUUUUAGUAUGACAGACCUCAUGACAGGCUUAGUCACAGCAGACUUAAGGUAUGUCUAGGGAAAUAAAAGCUGAGCUGCCAUUCAGUAGAAACGGCUAGCAGAGGAUUUCAAUGUUUAAGGAAAAGGUGAACACUCAGAGUGCCAGUAAUAGAUCUGAAGUAAUUAGAUGGAUUAUAGACCAGGAAUUAGAGAUACUAUUCAAAGAGUUUGGUGGGUGUUUGAUUCAGAGGCCAACAUGAAUUUGCUGUGAGUGGUGGUUUUUAUGACGCCCAUGAAGCUAGCCACUUGGAUUCAGCCAGAAUAUUUUGUAGUCUUGCUAGUUGAAACUUGAUAGUAAUGUUUUGCCAAGAAGCUUAACUGAAAACUCAGUGAUUUUUAUUCAGUAUCAUUAGACUUGAGUUCAAUAUUUAUUUAACUCAUCCUCUUAGAUAUUCUCCUAUUGAAAACUUUUAAAGACACAUUAUCCCUAACAGGAACUUGCUGCCUAAAUAAUCUUUUAGGAGUUAUCAGUCAAGCUGCAAAAAGACAUCACUGGCCUGGCAACUUUAUUUUAUUUAUUUUUAUUGAAGUAUAGUUGAUUUACAGUAUUGUGUUUGGCCUGGCAUCUCUAUUUUGGCUUUUUUAUCCAUAUGAAUUUUAAUCCUUUUCAUUCUUUUUUGAGGAUUCAUGGUUGUCUCAAAGCUUCAAUAAUAAUAGUUGGGAGAGCUUACAUCAAGUGAGGCCUUUGUGAGUGACAGUAUAACCCUGACUCUAAAGUCUGUCUUUAUUUUCCUUUUUCUCUCCCAUUUGGUCAUAUAAAGCACUUUGUGAUUCUAUAGGGAGUCAAAAAAUAAGCCAAGAAUAAUGUGUAAAAUCAGAACAUAAAUGUGAAAGUGAGAAUUUUCUCCAAAAAACUCAUUUCUUUUUAAAUUCCUGAUUAUACUAAGAACACUCUUGAUCAGUGGCAAUGUUAGAAAUGAUAUUGUGAUUAAUGAAACUUAAGCUGACUCCCAGGAGAAAAAAAAUCUCAACCUCUCUUCCCCUCUCCCGACCCCCUUCUCCCUCUCUCCCUCUCUCUCCCUCUCUCUCCCUCUCUCCCUCUCUCUCUCUCUCUCUCUCUCCCUCCCUAUAUAUAUAUAUAUAGGGAUAUAUAUAUAUAUAUCUCAAAGGGGGAAAUACUUUUUACUCUUCCUGUUUUUAAAAAUGGUACAUUUCAGCUUAUAAUUUUCCAUGUUGGUCAGAAUAAUUUCUUUUAGCUAAAAUAUAAUGGUCAAGACUUGUGCUAAUAUUAUUGACUGCUAAUUGAAUUUUAUUUUUAUUUACCCAUCAAAGAUAGUGCUCUAGAUUUUUACAUUGCUGUAAGAAUCUAUUGCUCUUAAAGUUUGGAUGUUAAAGAUUUUUAUUUGAAUUAAAGAUCAUAGGUUAAUAAAUUUCAUAUGGAGGGCUUGAGAUUGACCAAUGAGAAGCCCUGUUUGAAGUUAUCAGGUCAAAAUUAAGAUUCUGUCAGACCAUCCAGCCAUUCAUUGGUCUCCCUUCCAUUUUGAAAUCAGUGUCUAAGGUAACCAAAAUUUACUCUUGUGUCUAUGUUAGGGUCUCAGUAAAGCAAAAAUGUUCUUCAGGGUAGAUGCUGGAUUAAAUUUUUAAAUCAUUUUUAAGAGCAAGGCGGUUCUUAGAAAGUGCCUUUUCAGAAGAUGGUGCUGUAGAUUUUUAUUUUUCAAAUAGCACAAGGCUAAACAUUUUAAAGAUGAAUUAUUUUAGGAACUCCAAGGGUGUGACCGUUUCAUAUAAAUAAUGUUAUUUGUUGUCCUGAAUCUGGUCCAAAGGAACCAAGUAAAGCUUUUAUUCAGCAAAGUAUCUAGGUAAAUGCUCACCAAAUGAAUUUUGUAAGUUUAAAAGCAAUUUUUAACAGAAUUAACCUUUUCAUUUCUCAUCUGUGUUGAAGGCAAUUUAUAAGGCACAUAAAACAGCAGAUCUUCUUAACUUUUUGACAAGAGUAUGGGUAUAGUAGCAAGUGCCCAAAGGCAAAGGUAACUUGCCAGAAAUUAUGUCAUAGGCUACCUUUUUCCCCCCCAGCAUAGAUUGACCCUUUUGUAAAUAUCUAUUGGCAACCUUUCCUGAUUAAUCUUUAUUAGAGAAGACUGUAUAUAAGGGUAGAGCCAAGUGACCAUGGGAAUCAGUCUAAAGGAAAAAGUAAAAUGAUUAUGUCUCUGUCUUUAGGGAAGUUUUCUUUUUCAGGUACCAAGAAAUAUUCUAAAUGAUUCUCUCUCUUUUCUAGCAUAGAUGAAAAACAAUGACAGUGCAUCUGUAUGAUCAGUUAAUUAGAAAUAGAACAUGUAAAAUUGGGCUUCGGGGGAAACAAGCAAAAGGAAGGAUAAUAACAGGAGCAUCAUGCUUGUUAGAAACCUGGUAAUCUACCAGAAAGCAAUUUUCCCUGAGCUAGGAAGUAGUAAACAGUAGUAAAUGAUCACCUAACCAGUUCUUACUUGUGAAUUUGGUGAGCAUUCUUCCAGAAAAGAAUAGACAUAAAAACAGACAAAAAAACAUUACACCUCAGUAACCUUGUAUGCUGCAUUAUGUAAUAAUGAUAGUAAAAUUAUAUUGAUUGUUUGGAGUGUACUAUGUCUGUCUGCAAAUAUACAUGCACAUUAAACUUUUUCAUUUUUUUUGUAAUGUCUUAAUAGCAAUUAUGAGUUUAUUUUUUAAUAUUAAUUUUCUAUUGUGAUGUUUGUAUUUAUUGGCAAUUUGUGUGCAACUUUUAUAUUUUGCUUAGAUUAAGGUAUUUUUUUAAUAGAUAUUUCCAGCUUUUCCUCUUUCUUUGUUAUAUUAGCAGAGGUUAAGAUGGACUGUUAAUAUACCAACCAAACUACUAUUUCCAUAAAGUCUAGAGUUUGGAUUUUUACCGAUAAACCAGUAACACUAUUUUGUAACUUAGAAUACUUAAUGUUGUUUAUAUAGUGGGCAUUAAAGACAGUCUUUAGACAAAUUUCUAAAUGUGGAGGGGAGGUGGGUCUUUUCUGUAAGUUAGAUUUCUUUCCCUUAAGUAGCAAACUAACAUUAACGAAUUGGAUUUAUUUUACCUGAUCUGUAGUUUGGGGGCAACUUUUCAAAUAAAUGAUUGUUAUUUCUUUUUCUAACUUCAACUACAUUGAAACUGCUUAAAUGGUUACAUCAUCCAGCAUUAGGAUUAUGAUACCAUUUUUAUAGGCCUGGAAAACAAAUAGCAAAUGAUCAAGAAGUCAGUGAUCAUUGACUCUGAAAUGGAGUCUCCCUUCCCCUACCAUAAUUAUAUUAUAUGGAAGAUUUGCUACCCUGAUCUUUUCCCUAGCAUACUUCUAAAGAUGAGUCAACCCUGAGCAUCAGCGAAGGAACAGAAUUUAAGUGGCUAGGUAGAACCAGAGAUAAAGACUGAUUAAUACAGUAUUUCAGUUAAUUAAAAUUUUAACUAAUAAUAUGAGUGUGAAUUAAUUGGAAGGAAGUGAAAAGUAUGAUUAUAGAAUAUUAAUUUCAAGCAUUUAUGGUCACUCCAGUUUCCUAGUGAAUAGACCAAGAUUAUUUGUAUUGACAUUAAUCUUUUAUAAAAAUACAUUUGAAAUGAAUUCUUUUAAACAGGUAAAAUAUUUCCAUUGUGUUUUUACAUGGUGAAUUUGCUUGAUAAGCCAUUUUUUCAGUGAGACAUUGAAAGAUAAAUUUUAUCCCAUUCUCUGAGUUUUAAAUUCUAAAUUAUCACGUUUCAAUGUAUGACAUUUUGUGGUACUAUAUUCUAUUCUUCCACUGAGAGGGGAUAAAUGAGAAAAUUUUAAGUAAUUGGGAAAAUGUUUUCAUAUUACAUGAAAUUUUACAGUUUAAAAUGAAUCCACAUAUGAUUUCAUAUAGACAUUAGCCAUUUGUGUAUAAUAUACUAUUCUGAGCUACUUCCUUCACCCCUGUGUCAAGUAUUAAUGGAAGGUUGGUACUCUGAGGAUAGGAAUUUGUUGCUACUAAAAAACUUUGGAGCAGUCAGAUAUAUUUUUGUUGCAAAUACAUGUCCUCCUCUUAAGGAUGUUUAUUGUGGUUAUAACGUUAAUAGUUUUAUUCAUUAUGUUUCAACGUUGUCCUUGGUUGAUAAGCAUAUAAUUCUUGUAGAACAGUAUUUUUAAGGCAGCUUUGAGUAGAAAUCAUCCUUCACUUUCUUUUUUUCCUUCUGAAAGAUCAUAGGAAUCUGACACCUAGAGCUUAUUUUGCUCUUUUAACUGGUUGGCUUCAUAAAUCAGAGUCCCUGGCAUCAGCAGUGAAUUACCACAGUGAAGUACUUGGUGACUUGUUCAAGUUUACUGUCCCCCUCCUAAGAAAAAAAAGUAUUUCUGCAGUAAGUAAUAAUACAUCCCAAAAAAGAACAUCAUGAAUAGUCUUAUGUGAGUCGAAAACAGAUGGGAGAACUGGUCAUUAGAACUUUGCUUUGGGUGUUUUAUUAUUUCUAAAAACUGUGUGCACCUCUAUAAUUUUAUGUUUAGGAGGCUGUGCCAGAGACUAGAGAGGGAGAUUAGUCUGGUUUAAUGCCUAAAACUUUCCAUCCUUAUUUAUUUCAUGGCUUUAGUUGGAAGGGCAGACAUACAAAAAUCCCUUAAUUUGGCCCUUUAAUAAUAAUUUUAGAACCAAAGGAGGACAGAUUCUUUGUACAAAAGUGUUACAGGUGUGACAGGAGGUCUCUGUGAAGAAAUGGAGUAGAGGAAUUGUGAGAGUAUGUAGUGAGGGGAGAAAUGAGGAAAAAGAAAGGGUUUAUUUCCUGGAAUCCUUGGAUAGAAACCUUACAGCUGUUUAACAUUUGUCCAGUUCCCACAGUUGCAUUGUAAAAGAGGGGCUGUUGCUGUUUGAACCUACAAGAGAAACCUAAGAAGAGUGCUUCUCCAACGUAAAUUUAUUUUAUGUUGUUCUCCCAGACCUAAAGUUGCAUCUGUUUUCAUUAAAUUAGAGAAGUUGUGUCUGAAUUAUAAUAAACAAAAUUAAAUGAAGUAUUUAUUCUUAAAUAGAGCCAUGGCAUUACUAUCAACAUGGCUUCUCCAGCUUUUCCCUUUAUAUAGAAAACACCGAACAGGGCCUUUCUAGACAAGGUAUUCUUUCCUAUAAAGAAAAUGUUUUUGGUGAAAGAUUUGGGGAAAACACUGGUAGGUUGUAACAAGGGGGGCAUUUUGCCUAACACACACAGUCCAAUCAGUAAUGGAUACAAUUUGGUCCCAGGGAGUUUGACAAGAGGAAGGUUUGGUUUUGGUAGCAACAGACUUGGAUCUCUGAUGAUAAAUAGCUCCCUGUUUUACAGAAAGGGAAUGGCCUCAUAGUAUUGAUGAUCCUGCAAUGUGCAUGUGCUGUUUUUCUAAUUCAAAAAUCAGGAAUGGGGGGAGGGUAUAGCUCAAGUGGUAGAGCACAUGCUUAGCAUGCAUGAGGUCCUGAGUUCCCCAGUACCUCCUCUAAAUAUAAAUGAAUAAAUAAACCUUAAUACCUCCCCCUCAAAAAAAAAAAAAUAGAAAAGGGAAGGAAAGGAAAUCAGGAAUAGCAAGCACAAAAUCUUCUAAUGCUUUGUCCCUAUAAGAUUCAUUAAAAGUUUUCCAGGAGUUUCUCAUUUCUUAGCCCAAGGCACAACCCUUUUCUCCUCUUUAAAAAACAAAAAGGAUUUAGAGGCAGCUUCUGUAGAAUUCUACUGUGAGUAAAUAAUAGUCUUUAAAAGACUUGAGAAAGGAAGAUCACAUGCCGCAAGUUAUAGCGUGAUUGAGAGACUCUUUGAGCACUGUUUUCAUGUUCAUGUCAGUUUUUCCUUCAAUAUAUAUCAUUCUUUGAUUUACUUGAGUAACGUCAUUCUGUUUUGGGAUAUAAUCAGUGUUGUAUGCCAUUUAUGAAUUGUGCAGUUCUCUCUCCACCCCCAUACACACACACACACUGUUAAAAAUAAAAAGAGGAGAGAUUUUUAAGAGGGAGAGAAUGAGAAUCAUUAGGAUGUAACUUCAGUUAAUACAGAUGGAAAGAAAUCCUAACUCAGUUAAAUGACAAUUAAGAUUGAAAGUGUUGAUGCUGCAGGUAUUGUCUCUAGCCAUAGAAUUUUUUGCUAGCUAUAGAGUGAUAAUGUGAAUAGAAUAUGUAUCUGAAAUAGGAUGUUAUAACAAAGUGACAAAAGAAAAUUAUUCUUGAAAGUAAUAUUUCAGUCUUCCGCAACAGAGAUUUCCCAUAUUAUGGAAAAUUAAUAUGGCUUUUGGUUAUGAUGAAUCAGACUGAUUUAAAAUUCAAAAGAUUUGUGACUUUUAUUCUGACAUAUAUAAAUAUUCUAUCAAAUGAAUACUUAGACUAUUAUUUCCUCUUAAUUGAUUUUGUCAGACCUCAGUUCUGUAGAUCUCUCUCUCACAUAUGUACUUCUUGGUGUGUGCAAAAUUCUAUAUAAAAAAUUUUUUUUAGCUCAGCCUAUUUCCUUGUCAAACCUGACCUGUAAAGGAGAAGGCAUAAAUAGGUUUCAAAUGCAGGAACUUUUAGAAGAUCACAACUGGAAAAAAACGGUUGAGAACUUGUUGCCUUUGAGAGUAGGAAGGGCUCUAACACUUGAGCUGAGAUUUUCAGUUAGAGCUCUACCACUGAUUUGAUCUGUGUCCUUAGGGCCAUUUUCUUAGUUUCUGUGUGCCUACAUGCUCUGUGUGAAAUGGUGGCGAUGACACCUGCCCUCACCUACCUCACAAAGUAGUAAGAGUAGAAUAAUGUUUAUGACAGUGCUUGAGUUCUCCAAAAGAAAAGCUAUUCAGAAGUUCAAGAUUAAAAAAUGUUGUAUGAAGAGUUCGUUUCCAGUUUGCCUCUAUGAGAGUGUCUUUAAUUACCGUACAUCAUUUUAUCAAGCAGGUAUAGGAGAAACUGAGGCUUUAUCAUGGUAUGGUGUUCACAUACAAAUGUAUCCUGUUCUGUCCCCCCCCCCCCCAGCACACAGGCUGAAUUUUUCUUUAUAGGAAAACUUUGGGAAAAGUGUAACUUCAACAACCAAACUCCUUUUAGUGGUGCUAUGGCAGCUGUGAUUGUAUUUUGAGUUAGAUUAAUGUGGUGAAAUCAUCAGAUAAUCAGAAAUUAACUUUGCCUUUUGCCUUCAGGCAUUUUUACUACAUUACUGGCAUCAGAGGCUGUUGUACAACCAGAUAGUUAUCCCUUUGUGUCUUGCAGGUUUUUGGUACCUUUCUUUGGAGUAGGGGGUUAGGUCUUAAGAAGGAAAAUGUGCUUAUUUCAGUUAUCACUUUGCAGAGUUGAACCUUGCUUUCCAAUCACCAUGUUCCUCUAAAUGUUAAAAUACAGCAAAAGUUUUUUUCCUUCAUUUCAGUUCAGUGCUGAGCACCUGCAGGUGAUAUCAGGCAGCCCGUUGGUGUCUGACCCAGUUAUCUUUUUGGAUCAUGGGCAGAACCUUACAUUUCUACAGGCUUACCCAUUUCCCUGGGGGGAAGGGAUUCCUGUUUCUAGGAAAAAAACAAAGGGCACAGCACCACAGGUUGUGUGAGCAGUUCCUUGUUGAAACAAACAAGUUUGGUUUUUUGGGUUUUGUUUUUUAAGAAAAAAAAAAAAGGAUGCAUUUUAGGUACACAGGGUAUGAAUGCAUUCAACAUUUAUUUUUCUCUCUAGAUGCUGACCUCCCCUUGUUGCAGGCAGUCGGGCUUUUCUAGCUCAUCACUAACAUGGGUGGAAUCUGUGUGAGUUUUUAUAGGAUAAUGAAAAUUACAAGUACUAAAAGUUGGGGAGAUUCAUGCUUGGAAAAUGAACAAAAAAAUCUACCUUGCUGGGUGAGAUAGCUAAGAAUAAUGGGUAUAUCAGGAAUACUUUUAAACAAUUUUUGCUGUAAUGUGUAGCUUUAAUAUCUGUCUUCAGUUAUAGACCCAUAAAAGUAUUACUGUAUCUUGUGAAUAAAGAUCAUUCUUGUGGACUAGUGUAUGGAUGCAUUCAUAGGCUGAGGGAAGCAGUGGGGUGUGUGUGUGUGUGUGUGCACACGAGUGUGUAAAUAUCCUAUGUUUAUAACACUGUGUAUUACAUAAGUUUAUAUAGAAAAAAAUACUGUGUUCCUUUAGUGUUUGGGGGACUAAAAUUGUGAUAUAACCAUUCCAGUGUAAUCUGACCACUCAUUCUAGAGAACACUUAUAUUACACACAAAUGCACACCCCUAAAGCGUUGCUAACUGCUCCCACUUUAGAUAAUUGCUGCUUUUUUUUUAAACCCGAAGUAAUGGAGGAGGAAACAGCACUCUUUUUAAAGGGGCUUUUUUGAAAAGUAAAAUGUAAAUAUAGGACACGUGGGGAGGGUGGGGCCACCUGCAAAUGUCCUGCAGAUGGACAAAUAGCCUUUUAAAUUUUACUUUUUAACCAUCUUAACCGUGUGUGCCUAUUUGUAUUGCAGAUGUGAACUAUUUUUGGGAGUUGAUCUCAGUAUGUUUUGAAACUGAAUUAUUACAUAAAAUCAGAGUAACCUCUUUCUCCAUCCUCCUUUUCCACACUGACUAUUCUUGCCAAAUAUUUCUACUGAUACCAAGUUUCAGCAUGGUAAAAUGACAGACUUUCAAACCUCCUUCCUCAUCUUCCCUAUCCUGUCUUAUGCCUGGCCUGGCCUUAUAUUUUUUGUUAGCUUUUCAUAAGUAAGAACAAUUUACUGUAGUAAUUUAGAGACUGCAGAGUUUCAAAAUGUUUCUCCAUAAGCCUUCCUUUGUUAAUGUUUGGUUACACAGUAGCAUCAGUUAAAACAAUGGAGUGAGUGUGAGUUUGUAAUAUGCUGUAAGAUAAAAUCUUGAAUGAUACUAAACUGACUGCCACACUUUAUUAAGAGGAAAUUGGAUUAUAUGGUGGGUGGGAGCAAGUCUAUGAUAUAUAUGUAAUCACUGUAUAAUUAGAAACACCAAAUGCUGAAUCCUAUCACUGUGUACUUGGGGGCCAGGCUUUGAAUAUGGUGGUUAUUUUAAUUCCUUGAGAAUAAAUGUAAUUAAGACGAGCAGAAGGCAAAUAAAGUUUUUAAACAAAAGUGCUUUUUUUUUUUGGUAUUUAAAUUAUCUUCCCAAAAAAGAUUACUACAAAAAACUUAGGGUUGAAAUUGAGAAGCUUGAAGAAGCCGCUUUUUAAGCAGUUCAGUCACUUACACUAUUUUAUGUUGAAGAAAUUGUUAUAAUUCUUUCUGAGCCAAACUGUCACUGAAAUGUCCUGUGACAGAACCACUCCUCUUUUUUCUGCCAUUCUGUGUAUCGGAAGGGUUCUAUGUUGUAUUUGUUUUUAAUCCUUGAUUUUAAAAAAUUAAUGGUUUUAGUGUUGCUUAGCUUCAGUUUGAAGUGUAACUUUCACUAAUAACUGCAAUAAAAAGAAAAGCUUUGCUCUAAA